Sphenostylis stenocarpa is the source of this 405-nucleotide messenger RNA. The record is from the annotation of a GenBank genome assembly. Lineage: Eukaryota; Viridiplantae; Streptophyta; Magnoliopsida; Fabales; Fabaceae.
AUGGGAAUUCCCAUUCGAAGUGGAAAUAUAAAUAUAAAAAGACCCAAUGAAGCAAUGAAGUUCACCAUAGCAACCUUUGCUGGAGUUGUCUUUGGCUUCUUUCUAGGAGUAUCAUUUCCAACACUAGAAUUGACUAGGAUGAAUCUUCCAUCAAGACUUUUACCAUCCAUUGAUCUCACAUAUGUUGAUGACAAUUACUUGAAAAUUCCAACCAAGUCUUUGUGGGAUGCCUGGGAUAAAUUUAUGAGUGAUAGAAGCAUGUAUAAUAAUAGGCUUCACAGAUUGAAUGACACAAAGAUUUGGGUUCCUACAAAUCCUCGAGGGGCUGAAAUGCUUCCCCCAAAAUUUGUGGAAUCUGAAUCAGAUUUCUAUCUUCAUCGUUUAUGGGGCAUGCCUCAUCAGUAA